Esox lucius (northern pike) is the source of this 2533-nucleotide messenger RNA. RefSeq names its product GTP binding protein 4 (gene gtpbp4). NCBI's taxonomy places the organism in Eukaryota, Metazoa, Chordata, Actinopteri, Esociformes, Esocidae. Gene Ontology annotation, molecular function: GTPase activity; RNA binding; GTP binding. Gene Ontology annotation, cellular component: nucleolus. The record is from RefSeq and is a predicted model, not a curated record. Bases 66 to 1976 code for a protein of 636 amino acids. Gene Ontology annotation, biological process: ribosomal large subunit biogenesis. The transcript is spliced from 17 exons.
UUCCGUUACCUCGUUGGUUCGAUCCUUUCCUAGUGCCCGUCAGUGGUCCAACGUGGUCCGCAAAAAUGGCACUUUAUAAUUUUAAGAAGAUUAUGGUGGUUCCCACCUCAAAGGAAUUCAUUGACAUUACUUUAUCAAAGACCCAAAGAAAGACACCUACCGUAAUACACAAACAUUAUCAAAUUCACCGUAUCCGGCAUUUUUACAUGCGCAAGGUGAAAUUCACCCAGCAGAACUAUCAUGAUCGGCUUUCACAGAUUCUGACAGACUUCCCCAAGUUGGACGAUAUCCAUCCAUUUUAUGCUGAUUUAAUGAAUGUCUUGUAUGACAAAGACCAUUACAAGCUGGCUUUGGGACAGAUCAACAUAGCAAAGAAUUUGAUUGACAAUGUUUCCAAAGAUUAUGUUAGACUGAUGAAGUAUGGGGAUUCCCUGUACCGCUGUAAACAGCUUAAGCGAGCUGCUCUCGGUCGCAUGUGCACCAUCAUGAAACGACAGAAGCAAAGCUUGGAAUACCUGGAACAAGUGCGUCAGCAUCUAUCCCGCUUACCAACGAUUGAUCCAAACACUCGGACUCUAUUGCUUUGUGGAUAUCCCAAUGUGGGCAAGUCAAGUUUCAUUAACAAGGUCACCAGAGCAGAUGUUGAAGUCCAGCCCUACGCCUUCACCACCAAGUCCUUGUUUGUCGGCCACAUGGAUUACAAGUACCUCCGUUGGCAGGUGGUUGACACCCCUGGGAUCUUGGACCACCCUUUGGAGGAGAGGAACACCAUUGAGAUGCAGGCCAUCACAGCGCUGGCCCACCUGCGAUCAGCCGUGCUGUACGUGAUGGACCUCUCUGAGCAGUGUGGCCACACCCUGAAGCAACAGCUGGAGCUGUUCAACAACAUCCGACCCCUUUUUGCCAACAAGCCUUUGCUUGUUGUGGCAAAUAAGUGUGACAUCAAGAAGAUAAGUGAACUCACCGAGGAGGACAAGAAAAUCUUUGCAGACCUUACUGCCGAGGACAUUCCUGUCAUAGAAACCAGCACUUUGACUGAAGAGGGUGUGAUGAUGGUGAAGACAGAGGCCUGUGACAAACUUCUGGCUGCCCGAGUCGACUCCAAAAUGAAGGGCAAAAAGGUCCACGAUGUGCUCAACAGAUUGCAUUUAGCAAUGCCAGCUAAGAGGGAUGACAAGCCAAGACCACCAUUCAUUCCAGAAGGCGCUAAGGUUGGCAGGAAGACGAUGGAGGUGGAUGCACCUAAACGCAAAACGGAGAGAGAUCUGGAGAUGGAGAUGGGAGAUGAUUAUGUCCUUGACCUCCAGAAAUAUUGGGAUCUGAUGAAUCAAGAUGAGAAGCAUGACGUGAUUCCUGAAAUAUGGGAAGGUCACAACAUUGCAGAUUAUAUUGACCCUGAAAUCAUGAAGAACCUGGAGGAUCUGGAGAAAGAGGAGGAGCUGAAGGUGAAGGCCGGUGAGUAUGAGUCAGAAGAGGAGAGCGAGGACGAGGAGAUGCAGGAGAUCCGCCAACUGGCCAAACAGAUCAGAGAGAAGAGGAAGAUGAAGAUAGUCUGCUCCAAAGAAAAGGACGUGCAUGGCCCCAGAAUGCCCAGAACUGUCAAAAAGGUUGAAAGGAAAACAUUGGAGAAAGAAAUGGGAGGCCUUGGCCUGGACAUGACCGGCAAAGAUGCUAGCCACUACGCUGUCAACGCCCGUAGAUCACGGAGUGUCACCGUUUUGAAGAAGCGCAAGCGCGAGGCGUCCGUGGCUCCCACCUCCAGGACCCGCAGUCAGAGUGCCUCUCGUCCCCCACGUGACCAGUCUGGCGUUCGGGAUCCUAAGAUGGCAAAGAAAGCCAAGAAGUUGAUGAAGAGCCAGCAGAAGGACAUGAACCGCCAGGGAAAGAAGGGGGAGGCAGAUAGACAUGUAUUCGACCUCAAACCUAAACAUCUUUUCUCUGGCAAGAGGAAGUCUGGCACCAACGAUCACAGAUAAAGACCUUGAUCGAUUCAACCUUUUUUCCGACUAUAGUCCAGAUUCUGUUUGAAUUGUAUACCUGUUCUCUGGAGUAAAACUGAACAAAAUGUCUCCUGAGUUAUUGAGUAAUGUAGGAUUGCUAUACCUGGUUUUGAAAAGAAACUGCGCUGUGAAGCCCAAACUUGGAAGUCCACGACAGAAGUAUCAGAAAAGCAACAAGGAAUUUGGGUAUUUGAGUCACUCUAUAAAAAUACAUUUCCUGGACAGUCCUUAGUUAUGCUGUUUGAACUUCUAUAACUAGGGAAACCCUUAAGCUUUUCAAAGAACCCUUUAAAUGCUUAAUUCAGAGAGCUUCCAAUUGUUGUGCCUGCCCUUUGUGGUGUAUUUAAAGCUCAGUUUAAGGAAAGGAAUACUGUUUUGUAAUCUGUCUAUGGAAUGUCUUGCCUUUGGUAAUGUAAUAAACAAAUACUUCCCUGGUAUCGCUCAAAACUGAAUAAUACCCUACAGUCCCCUCAUCAAUCUUUUCUUCUGCAGUGUACACUGAAGUUGGGGAACCCAUUAAAUAGAAAACUGAA